AAGGAAUUGAAGCUCGUUCAAAUUAUUCCAGACAGCAGAAAUAUUCUCAAAUCCGAUCUACAAAUUGUACAGAAGAUGAUAUCUCAAUUACUGUAAAGUGUCAUCCGAACCGUGUAAGGGAUCGUGUCGAUUCCUCCUCAAGAAACCGUUCCAUGUGCUGUUCUUUCGGCCACUACAAUUCCAGCCACCCCCUUUCUUGCGGAAUGACCGCAGAUCCUACAGAAAAUCCUACUUUGUCAACUAACAGCUGUAUAGGAUGCAUAAAGUACGAACUUUCUACGUGCAUAGGUUCUUCUCUGAGUCUAGUGUGUGUGGUCAACGUGUCCUGCAAUGACCGGGUGAAGUGGAAGCGCCUGCCAGAUGGCUGGACACUGAGAGAUCGUGUAUUCCACAUAAAAAACGUCCAACGUCGUGACAGCGGCAUCUACAUCUGCGAAGUUACUGAUUACUUUGGAAGACUGCAAUUGCGAGGACAGGUCUCCCUUGCCGUACAAUAUCCACCUGUAAUUUUAGUGCCAAAUCAAUCAGAUUCAACUGUCGCUGAAAGACUAGAAUGUAUCAGCGAAGCCAACCCACCGGCCAGUAUAACAUGGUUCAAAGACGAUGUUCCUCUCUCAGCAGCGUGGUACAGCAUUUCGUCCGAGACAGUAGACUGCAUCACAGAGUCUCAGGUCCAUCCUUACAGAGACACAAAUUCAUCAUCAUUCCAUUCUCAGUUUCACGAGAACUACACAUGCGUCGCGUCCAAUCCUCACGGCCAAUCAUCUGUCACGAUGCUUUAUUCUGUAUUCGCUGAUGAAAUCUCAGUAACUUCGACGACGGAGAGACGUCGAUUCAACGUUACGGGUUUCAUCGUCGGCAUGCUUCCACCUCUCUUUAUCUCAUUCUACAUUAUCCUCAAGUUGGGUUACAGGUCACGAUAUGCUGAAGAAAGGGGGGAGGACGACGGAUUCCGAGAAGAACCUUUUUUCAUCAGCUACUAAAGACUCAUUCCCUCGCCCACCUCAAUAAUGUUUAGAACAAGAUGGUCAAAUGCACUUUUAACUGCUCAUCAGGGGGUCAAGGCAUUGUGCUCAACACAGCUCACCUGAUAUUGAUGGCUGGAGAACGUCCUGUGCAAUAAUAUUCGUAAUACAAGUAUUUCGGUACUUUAGAACUUUUUUUAAAGAAGUUUACACAUUUGUUUAGUCCUGUCCAAAUCUGUCUUUAAUUCAAUGUUUUUUAUCUCUUGCUUUUAGUUGUUUCUUACAGAGAUAAUAGUAUUUGUAUAAAUCACGAUUUAUAAUUGUUAGUAUUACGGGGAACGGAAAGUAAUGUCGUGUCGGCGCAUUAAAUAUUCGUUAGUCUUAAAAACCCAUUCAUUUCUUUACAUCCAUUUCGAUUCAUCCGGAAUUGAAAUGUUGUUGCUAACGAGGAUGAAUGCAGUAUUGAUUAAAAAUAAAAUCUUGACAGCAAAUAUCAAUUGCACCGAAACGGCAUUACUUUCCGGUCCUUC
Messenger RNA from Parasteatoda tepidariorum (common house spider), 1495 nucleotides. Lineage: Eukaryota; Metazoa; Arthropoda; Arachnida; Araneae; Theridiidae. The record is from RefSeq and is a predicted model, not a curated record.